Messenger RNA from Ilex paraguariensis (yerba mate), 1926 nucleotides. The record is from the annotation of a GenBank genome assembly. Lineage: Eukaryota; Viridiplantae; Streptophyta; Magnoliopsida; Aquifoliales; Aquifoliaceae.
AUGUUGCUUCUUCAUGCCCAAGCAGCUUCAUUUGCAAACUUCGAGUCUUCGUUCUUGCUUGUCGACACUGGAGCAAAUGAUACUACUGUACAUUACAAGGAUCAAAUAUGGCUUUCAGAUAAACACUUAAUUUCAACCGGCAGAAGCAAGCUUAUCAAGCCAGCAAUCGAUGUUCAGCCUUUCAUGACCAGCCUCCGAUAUUUCCCAAAGGGAGCAAAGAACUGCUACCAACUCUCCCUCUACAAUCACAAGUUCUUGUUUCGUGCUGGUAAGAGUAUCAAUGUUAUACUAAUGGAUGGUGAAAUUCCUUUCAUUUCUUCCCUGGAAGCAACUUCUCUGGAUAAGUAUACUUACACACACCACCCUCUGUAUAGACUGAUGAAGAAUGGCACUGCUUUCCAUCUUCUGAGCAGAACCAACUAUGGCGGCUACAAUAGAAUAUUACCGCCAUGGUCUGGCACGGACAACGCAUGCGAAGAGAGAUUGAACAGAUACUGGACACCAAAAUCAGUACCAGGUUACCUCAAUUACUCAUUCUCGGUUGAUUCCUGCAUCGGCAUGUACUACGAGAACCGAGCUCCGGAUACUGUCAUGAGAACUUUCAUCGUACCUCCGACUGCUUCAGAUUCUAUUUUCCUGUCAGUUGAUUUUCCAACCAAUGACCCACAGUCUACGUACUUCGUGUUCUAUUUUUUAGAUGUUAAAAAGUCGCGAACUAUAAACGAAACGAGGAAGGUGGACAUUUAUAUUGAUGGGGCAUUGAAGAGUGAAAUGGAGAUAAAGGAUGGUAUAAUCUAUGUGGUGAGUUUGUAUCCAGUGCUAGUCCAAGGUACCGCAAACGUGACAAUUUCUCCGGCAAAUGGGUCUGUUUUGCCUCCUAUUCUGAAUGGCAUGGAAGUGUUCAUAGCUAGAGAUCUGUUGCAAGAGAAGAUUGAGACUAAUGACUUCGAGUCUUCGUUCUUGCUUGUCGACACUGGAGCAAAUGAUACUACUGUACAUUACAAGGAUCAAAUAUGGCUUUCAGAUAAACACUUAAUUUCAACCGGCAGAAGCAAGCUUAUCAAGCCAGCAAUCGAUGUUCAGCCUUUCAUGACCAGCCUCCGAUAUUUCCCAAAGGGAGCAAAGAACUGCUACCAACUCUCCCUCUACAAUCACAAGUUCUUGUUUCGUGCUGGUAAGAGUAUCAAUGUUAUACUAAUGGAUGGUGAAAUUCCUUUCAUUUCUUCCCUGGAAGCAACUUCUCUGGAUAAGUAUACUUACACACACCACCCUCUGUAUAGACUGAUGAAGAAUGGCACUGCUUUCCAUCUUCUGAGCAGAACCAACUAUGGCGGCUACAAUAGAAUAUUACCGCCAUGGUCUGGCAUGGACAACGCAUGCGAAGAGAGAUUGAACAGAUACUGGACACCAAAAUCAGUACCAGGUUACCUCAAUUACUCAUUCUCGGUUGAUUCCUGCAUCGGCAUGUACUACGAGAACCGAGCUCCGGAUACUGUCAUGAGAACUUUCAUCGUACCUCCGACUGCUUCAGAUUCUAUUUUCCUGUCAGUUGAUUUUCCAACCAAUGACCCACAGUCUACGUACUUCGUGUUCUAUUUUUUAGAUGUUAAAAAGUCGCGAACUAUAAACGAAACGAGGAAGGUGGACAUUUAUAUUGAUGGGGCAUUGAAGAGUGAAAUGGAGAUAAAGGAUGGUAUAAUCUAUGUGGUGAGUUUGUAUCCAGUGCUAGUCCAAGGUACCGCAAACGUGACAAUUUCUCCGGCAAAUGGGUCUGUUUUGCCUCCUAUUCUGAAUGGCAUGGAAGUGUUCAUAGCUAGAGAUCUGUUGCAAGAGAAGAUUGAGACUAAUGGUGGAUUGAAGAUGAUUUAUUCUUUCAUUGUUGUUUUAGGGUUUCAUGUGUUCUCUUUCCUCAUUUUGUUUGCUUGA